This is a messenger RNA of Brenthis ino (lesser marbled fritillary), 906 nucleotides long. Lineage: Eukaryota; Metazoa; Arthropoda; Insecta; Lepidoptera; Nymphalidae. The record is from the annotation of a GenBank genome assembly.
AUGGUGGCGCAAACGAAGGUGUUCGUGGGAAGCUUACCUCAGGGUUCGAAGCCAGAGGAAUUACGAAAGUUGUUUGAACGUUUUGGAGUAGUAACAGAAUGUGACAUCAUGAACCGCUGUGGCUUCGUUCACAUGCAGACAGAGGAUCAAGCUGUAGCCGCUAUCCGAGCACUAAAUAAUACAUCUUUCAAUGGCGGCGUUAUAACCGUGGAAAAAGGAAGAAUAAAGGAGCGUGGCCAACGCAGUGGUGGCGGUAGAGGUGGAAUGCGUGGUGGUAUGAGGGGUGCAAUGGACCGUAGAGGAGGUGGUCCGAUGCGUGGUGGUCCCGGUGGACCUCGGGACGCUCCUUACCCACACAUGCGUGAUUCUCGUCCGAUGGGUCCAAUGCGUGGCGCAGACAUGCGUGGACCACCGAUGGGUGGCGGUGGUAUGCCGAUGAGAAACGGUAUGGGUGGAGGGGCUCCCUAUGACCGAACCUUGGAGAGGCCACCGAUGGGCGGCGGAUAUGACGAUCGCUAUAAUGGAUACGGUGGCGAAGAUCGACGCGGAUUUGCUCUAAUGGACGGCCGCGGCGCCCGUGAUCAGUAUGGUGCACCUCCACCGAUGUACGCUGAUGACAGACGCGGGUAUGGUGCCCCAGUUGAUGACAUGGCUGCCAUGUAUCCCGAUGACAGACGAGCCCCUAUGUACCCAGAUGAAAGAGACAUGAUGGACCGAAGAGCCCCGAUGCGAGGAGGACCAAUGCCUAUGUCCUCGGGCUAUGAUAGGGCGCCUCCUCGUGCCGCUCCCAUGGGCAACGGUGACAUGUACAGCAGGAGGACACCACCACCUAUGCGUGGAGCAGCAGGAGCUGCGGGAGGUUACGACAGAGACCCCUAUGUGCAGCAAUACCCUCCCAUGGGACGC